UCCCAUUAAUUACUUUCUCUAUAAGUAUCUUUAACCCACUUUUUUCUAAAAAACAUUCGUUCGAAAGCAAGAGUUAUACAAAUGGCCAAUUCUAUCAAAUAUGCAUUCCUCUUCUUAAUUCUUAUCUCUUUACUGUCAGUCUCUAACCUCGUUCAGGCUUCUGGUGGUGGUGGCAGACUUCAUCCUCAAGAUUGCAGACCGAAGUGUAACUACCGUUGCUCAGCAACAUCACACAAGAAGCCAUGCAUGUUCUUUUGCCUUAAAUGUUGUAGCAAAUGUCUUUGUGUUCCUUCGGGCACUUAUGGCAACAAGCAAAACUGUCCUUGUUACAACAAUUGGAAGACCAAAGAAGGCCGUUCAAAAUGCCCUUGAGUUCCUUUUAUAAGCAAAUACACUUUGUAUCAACGGUCACUUAUAUCGUUUUGAUAUGUGUCGGCUAAUUAGCAGAAUCUACUUGUCUUUACUUUCUGUUUGCUCUUAUCCAUUGUUGUGCUAAGAUGUUAUAAGUCUUCUCACGCUUGGCCUUAGUAUGAUGACCCGUUUAAAGGAUUAAUCGAAGCCUUACUCUCGUUUUUCA
Molecule: messenger RNA, 577 nt
Organism: Raphanus sativus (radish)
Lineage: Eukaryota; Viridiplantae; Streptophyta; Magnoliopsida; Brassicales; Brassicaceae
Product: gibberellin-regulated protein 5
Exons: 3
Coding region: 82-372 (96 amino acids)
Source: RefSeq, a predicted model, not a curated record